Molecule: messenger RNA, 701 nt
Organism: Liolophura sinensis
Lineage: Eukaryota; Metazoa; Mollusca; Polyplacophora; Chitonida; Chitonidae
Exons: 6
Coding region: 3-575 (190 amino acids)
Source: RefSeq, a predicted model, not a curated record
AAAUGGCAGCUGUGCAUUUGUUAGCAUUAACUCUUCUUUUCAUGGUGGCUACCAGGGUCCUAGGGAUCGGGGAAGAUUGUUCCGUGGCGUCAGACUGUGCUAAAGAGGAAUGCUGUCUGUCACACGGAGGACUUAAGGGCAAAAGGGAAGCCCUGGGGAGCUGUCAUGCACUGGGGCACUCUGGACAAAAAUGCUUCGUCGAGAACCGCUUCGCCUCCCACGGUGUCUAUUACUCGUGCCCAUGUGCCUCGGGGUAUCACUGUAAAGGCCAAAGGCUGAUUGAGAUCCCAUACGGCGAGACCGGGACAUGUGAGAGACGUGUGAAGUCCUGUGCUACUGGCGCCGACUGCGCAGAGGACGAGUGCUGUAUGUCGCUAAUACGGCCAAUUGGAAAACGGAAGAGGGCAAUGAACGAGUGUCGUAAACUGGGGAAUGUCAAAGACAGUUGUCUCGUGUCGUUGGGAUCGGGGAAGAAAGACCACUCGACAUUCCAGUGUCCGUGUAAGGCCUCUCUGAAGUGUCACCCUAAUGGCCAGUUUGAUAUGCCACUCGGAGCUAUGGGUUAUUGCGGAUAAAGGAGUAAGACAGCCCGUUUUAUGUUCUGUGGCCGGUUGUUCUAAAAGUGUAUUUAAAAGUCAAGUCAGAAUUAAAUCUUAAUACAAUUCUUUUGAAAACAUUCUAUCUAGUAUCUUCGUAAACGC